AUGUCAGAAACUCGAAAUUCGCGGUCCUUGUUCGACUUGAGCUUUCAGGCUGGAGUCAUGUAUCGGCCAAACAUUACCGCCGUGUCCUGCGCUUCGUUCCUCGCCCUGUACGUAUCUGCCACAAUCGGUGUGCUCAACCUCGCCAAAGUCGUUCCUGCAGAUUUUCGUGAUUAUUUGUUCAGUCAAUCCCAUGCCACAUGGUCCCGAGAACCAUACUGCACAAGCCAUGGCCGAGAGUUUUGUGUCUACACAUCCAAUAUCACCAAGACGCACAGUCUUAGUAUGAUCUUCUCGCCUGAGGAUGCGGAAAAGGUGGCAAAGGCUGUUGAACUGGCCUCGAAUACUUGGCAAGAUCAGGCCGAACAACCGAGAGCCUGGCAAGUUGUCGACAUACCCAGCAAAGACAAAGGCGUGAUCGCAACACGGAAUAUGGGAAAGUACGAGACUAUUAUGGUGGAUCAUGCCGCUGUUGUCAUGGACGUUGACGUCUCGGAGGUGUGGAGCAGUCGUCUACUCAGAGUAGCUAUCGAUAGACUGCAGCUCCCAAACACCAUUCGCGCCCUAGGUGCUAGCGAAGGCGAUGGUCCACUGGAGCAGCGUGUCAUGAAGACCAAUGGAUUUGGAAAGACUAUCGCAGGCGUUGGAACAAAAGCGCUGUUUCCGCUCGCCUCAGUAGGAUCAUCUCGGCCAUAUGAGAAGUUUCAUUCUAAUGAAAUAGAGAAUCAAUCACGCGUGCAGGCCAAACGCAUACACCUGCCUGUCGGUCUUUCGUCUCAUGAUCGCAAGACUUUACUGCAACCAUGGGGCUUCACAUGUCACUGCGCAUUAUGCGAUUCAUCGCCCCUGACAAAGCGCGCGUCGGACAUACGCCGUAUACUCAUUGGCCAAUCUGAAGCAAAAAUUCUCGAAUGCGCCGCCACAGGUCGAGUAGACGAAGCGAUCAGACUGGCGGAAGAGACGGUGGGGUUGAUUACGGAUGAAGGCUUGGAAAGCAUGUUGACAGAUGAGUAA
Messenger RNA from Parastagonospora nodorum SN15, 1011 nucleotides. RefSeq lists its product as hypothetical. The transcript is spliced from 2 exons. The record is from RefSeq and is a predicted model, not a curated record. Bases 1 to 1011 code for a protein of 336 amino acids. Lineage: Eukaryota; Fungi; Ascomycota; Dothideomycetes; Pleosporales; Phaeosphaeriaceae.